AUGUGCGGAACUACCCAAGCCCUGUUGAUGCCGGAGUCAAUGCUCAACUGCUUUAGUUUCGACAAAAGCCUCUACCCGAAUGUUGCUCUUGUAACUGACCUGGUAGCCUUCCACAUCGAAUCCUCAGACCACGACGUCAUUCAGGGCGUAACUCCCCCGCCAGACUCCUCCUACGCACUCGGCGCUCCUUCGAGGCCUCCUUCACGAUCGAAUAACCGGUCACCUUUGGGUAGGAUGGUGGAAUUGACUGCGGCACAAGUGCCCGGUACUACUCUUGCUCACAACGUCGACAACGCGCUGACCAGGACGGCAGGUGUUCCGAAUAGCCAUACCCAGGAAGAAGAUGAUGUGCAACGAGCGCUCCGCGAGUCGGCUCAAGAGGCUGGAAUCACACUACCCCAGGACGAGACGGGUGUCACAGAACCUUCGGCCUCUUUACCAUAUUUUGGACCUGCAGUCCGAAGCGACUAUGAUCAGAACAGCUGGGCCAUGGUUCCUGUUGGGCCCGCUAAGGAGAGCUCACCUAGCGACCCUCCGCCUUCAAAGAGAAAAAGAGCUCCGGGUUCUCCUGCUUUUCUCGUCUUGAGCAAUUUCGAUUCUGGCCACAAAUUAGGCGGCCUUCUUACGAUCUUGCACGAAAUUCCCAUCGCCCGGAAUGUGCUCCUCGGACUAGGCACGCAUACCUCGUCCUAUGGCCAUCGUAACGACUGGUGGAAAGGGCAAGAAAUCCUAUCCCCCGAGGUUCAAGCCAAGAUGCUCGAGGAACUACGCUGGGAACACCGGAGCCACAAUGAGACCGCCUUCGAUGAGGAAGUCCACCGUCUGAUGGCGUUUUUGGAUGACACAGAACGUGCUUACGGCUCAGCUUCAGUUCUCACAGAGCUUUUUCCUGAAGUGGACAGAGCCAUUGAAAGGAAGUUCUAUGACCUGAUUGAUAGCCGGCACGGAGACCAGACCCAAGCUAUAAUGCAACUUGCAGUCCUCGGCAAAUUUCAUGAAGACGGCGACUCAGAUCUGGAUGAGGUCAAGUUUGGCUUGCUCGACAUUGAACUUUCACCGAAUGAAGACGGUUGCACCAAGACUCUCUACGAGGCACUAGAUCACAUAAUGUGGAGUGAUGCCCUGGGCUGUGAUGGUAUCCAUGCAGGAUCUAAGAUGGCCUUUUUCAAGGAGACGGGAGAGGUUUUGGCCCUUAACAUUGGUGGCGACGGACCCCGCGACUCCAUCGAGAUACCCCAAGAGCUAUACCUGGAGAGGUAUUUGUCGACUCGAAAGGAUGAGGCCAAGCGCAUUCAACGAGCCUGGCGGCAGACGAAGCGAGAAGCAGGGAGAAUCGAAAAUCAGAAACAGCAGAUUUAUCGACUGUGGGAUGAUUGGGACAACGGAAAAUACAACGACAAGCGCGUGCUACUAAAGAAGGCAACAGAGCAGUGGGGAGAAUAUCGCAGCUACCUGGAGGGCUUGGCACGUUUCCAAGAGAUGGAGAAUUCGGGAUUGCAGACGGACAAAUACCCUGAUUAUCGAGCUGCUCCAUGCCGGCUGGAUGGCGACGCGCAAAAGCAACAUGAGAAGGUUGCCCAAGUGAUUGAAUAUUCGGAGCAACUUCUCGCGAACCUUGAAACAAGGAUGAAGGGCCUUGACGCAGAACUGGAGCAAAUCGUGGGCAAACAAAGAGCACUGGGCAGGCUUUUGACUGUGCCGGACAAGCCAGGUCGUCCAAAGCCCAUGACUUGCAAGAAGUAUCUUCUUCGUGGCGUGGCUACAACUUCCAACAUCAUCUAUGUUUGCCGACGGGGAGAGGCAGAUCUCAUAGAGUUGGAUGAUGAAGCCAAGAAGCCAUCGGAUCAGUGGUGGAGGAUGGCAUAUACCCCUGGCGAGGAACAGCCAGUCAAGGUAGAGGUAGGAGAGCCGAGACUUGUAACACUCAGGGCCGUUCUAACGAAGCAACAGAAAAUCGAGAUCGAGCGAGUGUUCCGUGACAUGUGGCAGGAGACCAAGGUCCCCCUGUUGGUCUAUGCAACAGAUGAAGCCAUCGACGCGCCAAAGAGUCCCCUUCCAAGCCAGCUGGAACGAUUCGUCAAAGCGGAGAAUAAGACCUUUCACCAGGAACUGAAUCAAGAGCGGAACGAGACGAGCGAGACGAAGCGAGCGACAUUUGUGGACCCUAUUUCGCCAUCCAAGAGAAAGCACCGAUCCGAUAGUGUAUGUUCCAUGGACAGCAACCGAGCUUCGCUGGGUAGUGACGACAGGAACGGCUUCGACAACCCAUUCGAAGACCAGGACGACGCUAUCGGCACUGAAAUGACCGAAUUUGGAAACCCACCCGACCACGCCCACAGUUUCGAUGCAUCCCAGGACACUCUUCCUGCACUGAUCCCCCAACCUGCAUCAGCUCUGGAGCUCCUUACUGAGGCAGCAUCAGCCACAAUGACGCCAAGUACGGUAGGGGCCGACCGGGUGGAGAGCUCGCCGGCAAAGAGUCCACCGGCGGUGACGGAAGAGUCUCGGACCCCGGAGAUGCAGGAGCGGGCACGACCCCCGGCUUUCAUAACCCUGCCGGCCAAUUCUCCGGAGCCAACAGCUAAGAAGGAAAACGGUGACCUCAUGGAUAUGGAAAUUCCGGAACACUAA
Messenger RNA from Fusarium vanettenii 77-13-4, 2631 nucleotides. RefSeq lists its product as uncharacterized. The coding region runs from base 1 to 2631 and encodes 876 amino acids. The record is from RefSeq and is a predicted model, not a curated record. Gene Ontology annotation, biological process: protein deubiquitination. Gene Ontology annotation, cellular component: cytosol; nucleus. Lineage: Eukaryota; Fungi; Ascomycota; Sordariomycetes; Hypocreales; Nectriaceae. The transcript is spliced from 3 exons.